AUGACUGACUCCAUUUAUACUAGCAGCAGCUUCGAAAAUAAUCGUGGUGGUGUCCGCCUUUCUGACCAUUCACCUCCUGGCGCUUCAGCAAGUUAUCACUACCAUAGGACUUCAAGUUCGUCAGCAAAUACUAUCUGUGAGAAGUCACCUUCCGACGUUUUCGGACCUGAAAUUCCUCAAGGGGCCACGCAGCGUUAUCUUAAGGACUGUCAGCAGAACUAUCAGCUGCCACCACCUCCUAAAUUUCAAUCUGAUUACACCUUCACCAACCAAAGAAGUGCUCAUCGCGCUUGCACUUCUAUCCCAAGAAACCCGACAGGGUUUGCUGAGAGUACUCCACCUGUCAACUUCGAAGGAGCCGGCUCUGUGAUCCCUACUAAUCCUGCUAUUGGCGACCAUAUCUCGGCUGAAUGUCAUCUUGAGCCUGCCACCGUAACACCGCACAACGACUCCAGACCUGCCGCUAGAAACGGUAAGACUCCCCUUAAAACUCUAAACGAGCCCAGUUGUGACGUCUGGCGCUCUCCUCUCGAUUCGGAGACCAUUUCUGAGGAAAGGGACAAGACCACAACUGCUACUGGUCACACCAAGGUGAAGACUGUGGCAGAAAUGGCUGCUCAUUGUCAGUUGGAAGGUCCUCUGACUGGUCCUCUUCGGGACAAUCGCCGAUCUGAGAUUGCCCGGAAUCAUCCUGCCUGGCUACCUGCCCGACAGGUUCAAGCAGGAAUCAUGACCACACAGCAAGCCAUCCGCCGUACUCCUGGCAUUCCCAGCAGAAUCGCUAACGAUCUCUGUGACGGACUCCAAAAGUACGCACAGGAUGUCAAUAACAUGCUUCGGCAGGCAAUCAAUGAAGUCGCCGACUAUCGUCUCGACAUUGAAUAUAGUGAUAAGGUCCUCUGCUCCAGCAAGCUUGAGGCAAGCAUUAUGCUUGAAGAACGUAACCAGCUGAAGCGUGACUUUGCCGAAUUACAGACCAAACAUGAUGAGCUGGAGAAUCGCCUAGCCCGAUAUCACAUGGAAAUUGAGAACCAUAAGAACAGGCUGCGAGAGCACUUGGCCAAACUUGAUCAUCAGAAAGAGAGCGAGGAUGUUACCAAAGAGACUAUCAAUCAGCUCCUGGGGACUAUCAAGGAGUUUGUGAUCCAACCCAGCGCUCAAUGGCUGCAUGAUGACCACCACGAUAAUGGUUCUCCUCGCAAGGUUAUUACUGCUUUGAAUGCUGCCAGUAUUGCUGCCUUGGAACAGCAGGAGAACCUACCGCCUCGUUCAUCCCAGCAUGCACAGCAGCGACUGCUAUCUGCUCAAAACCGUAUCCAAUCAGAGCAUUGCGAGGUCGUGCCUUCCAUGAACAACGCCUUACAACCAUUCAAUCAUUCGCAGAAUUUGGGGCAAUUCCAGGCUCCUCUGCUGGCAUCUGUACCUGGUCAAAAUGGUCCACCCUCCUCUUACCCGGGUGUGUUCAACAACUCUCGUUGCCCUACCGACAACAGAACCAGUUCGUCUGCCGGCUGGACUCGGAACUCAAACUACAGUCGCUUCCAGGCCUCAAAGGCGCCUGGGCGCCCUUACUCGCGGUCUGGAAAUGCCUGCAACUCCUUCAUGAGCGGCUACAAACAGCACAAUGGCCAUGACACAGCUGGCAGUUACGUUAACCCGCACAACUUGCGGGCACGUCACAGCACAAGUAUUAAUAACCGUGAUUUCAACUCUCAGCACGCGUUCCGUCCUAAUGCUCCUGAGUUUCGUCCAGGUUACAGCGACUGUAUGGGCAAUGAUCUCAGCAAUACAGAUACCUUAUACAACUUGAGCUACCAGAAUGAACCCAAACCCGGCUCGCGCCCCGACUACAUUGAAGGUAGUACUGCUCCUUUCAACAGCCCAACUCCUCGCUCCGCGAGCCGUGGCGGAUUUGGCGGCUUUGAGGGUUCUUCGUCCGAUUAUGCCCGCCCUUCCCCCUUGAUCCCUCAAACUCCUGGUUUUAGAUCCAAUCAACGAUACCGCAACACUACUGCUGAUCAUUGCGAUGUGCAGCUUCAGCGAAAACACGCAGCUGGGUCUUUGGGUCAGAGUUAUCACACUGCCAAUUACAACCAGUCAGGCUGCACACCCGUCCUUUACGGCCAAGGAGGCAACGGCCCGAGAUCGGCGAGCAAAACUACGAAGUUGGGCCCGGGGAUAUUGACUCCCAAAGGCGGCUUCAGCCAAGAUAUCGACUGUGACAACGAGCGCUAUGCUCGCGCCUUCGAGGGCGUCUGGGGCCUUGCUCGGAGCUAG
Messenger RNA from Colletotrichum truncatum, 2277 nucleotides. Lineage: Eukaryota; Fungi; Ascomycota; Sordariomycetes; Glomerellales; Glomerellaceae. The record is from RefSeq and is a predicted model, not a curated record.